Molecule: messenger RNA, 1625 nt
Organism: Catharus ustulatus (Swainson's thrush)
Lineage: Eukaryota; Metazoa; Chordata; Aves; Passeriformes; Turdidae
Product: selenoprotein Pb-like
Exons: 5
Biological process (GO): selenium compound metabolic process
Cellular component (GO): extracellular region
Molecular function (GO): selenium binding
Source: RefSeq, a predicted model, not a curated record
AAGCUGCUCUGGCCGGGAGCGAGGACGGCAGCGAGAAGGCUGGGGUCCAGGAUGGGGCUGCUGGCGCUGGCCCUGGCCACCUGGCUGGGGCUGGGGCUGGGGCUGGCCUCGGCCUCCGAGGAGGCGGCCAACAGCAGCCGGAUCUGCCAGGAGGCACCGGCAUGGACCAUCAAUGGCUCGAGCCCCAUGGAGGGGGCGGCAGGGCAGGUGACGGUGGUGGCCCUGCUGAAGGCCAGCUGACAGUUCUGCCUGAGGCAGGCCCACAGCCUCGGGGGCCUGCGGGAGCGGCUGGCCCGGCAGGGCACGGCCCAUGUCCGCUACAUGAUCGUCAACGAGAAGGCGCCGCUGUCCCGGGCCAUGCUGCCCGAGCUGCAGCGCCAUGCCCCGCCCGGCGUGCCCGUCUUCCAGCCCGAGCAGGAGGACCCUGACGUCUGGCAGGUCCUGGGGGGUGACAAGGACGACUUCCUUGUUUAUGACCGGUGUGGCCGCCUGGCUUUCCACAUCCAGUUGCCCUUCAGCUUCCUCCAUUUCCCCUAUGUGGAGUCAGCCAUCCGCUACAGCCACAUGAAGGACUUCUGUGGCAACUGCUCCUUCUACCCCAACACUACCCACGAGGCUAACAGUACCAUGGAGGACCCUGCAACCCCAAGCUCACUUCCUGAACACGAGGGGACGGAAUCAGAGACCCCCAUCCACCAGCACAAGCCCCUCCAUCCUCACCACCAUCACGAGGUCAGCAGCGAGAGAGACACAAACCCAAGUGAGGACCACAAAACCCAUGCUCACCACCACCAUGGAGACCAUGGCCAGCUCCAUCACAAGGGGAAGAAGCAGAAGGAGGGGGAUGAGCAUUAAACCAGGCUGGGCAGGCUUGCAGAACCCAGUAGUGUGCAGACGACCCCAACUCACUUCACAGAAGCAUGGAAGGACUUGCUUUGGGCUGCUGGUCACCAGCAGUGCUGGUUUAACAACUCCCUCCAGCAUACCCCAUGCGGGUUACCCCCCUACGCUGUUAUAGGGAUGGAAAUUCCCCUUGGACCCUGCUCAGUGCUGCAUUUUCAGCCCCAGGGCUCAGUUCUGAGCCUUCAUCUGCCACUGCCUGCCUUUCUGUGCUCAAUGAAGCCUGCUGUGCAAACCGGGAGGUCCCUGGUCACUGCUGGCUGACACUGCACAGAGCAGCAGGGCAGGGGUGGAGGGGCCAGAGCUGGGGUGGGAGCAGCACUGCUGGCAUCCUCUGCCGCUCAGACACUCCUGAGUGUGUUGGAAUCCCUGGGUUUCCUGGCCAGGGAGCGAGGGGGAGGGACAGCGUGUGCCCCACAGGACAUGGUCCCAGGGGACUGAGGGCACAAAGAGUGGUGGGGUGUCACAGCUCCCCAUGGUCCAGACCCUGUACCCCCAGAGCCGUCACAUCCUGGGCACCCCGCAGACCGUGCACACGGGUAUGUGCAGUGGUGAUGGGUGGCCACAAGAUGGUGGCCUUGUCACCUCUUGGAGACCCACGGGCUGUAUCCAUUGGGCACAGCCCGAGGAGGACAGGGCGAGGAUCCUGAGGUCUUUCCUGAGGGUAAGCGAGGUGGGAGGGCUGCAUGGAUAUCUGGAGUACGAAUAAAACCUCUGUGAAGUGA